AUGCCUGGUCUCACAGCUCCCUCCGAUUACUCCAACGAGCCCCCUCGCCAUCCUUCCCUCACGAUCAAUUCUAAGGAGCCAUUUAAUGCUGAGCCUCAUCGCUCGGCUCUAUUGUCAUACAUUACUCCUAUCAAUUUCUUCUAUAAGAGAAACCAUGGACCAAUUCCAAUUGUCGAUGACAUCAAAAGGUAUUGUGUUUCUAUAGGUGGUUUGGUGAAGAAUCCUUUGGAGAUAUCUAUGUCAGAAAUCAGGAAGCUUCCUAAGUAUAAUGUUGUUGCAACUUUACAGUGUGCAGGCAAUAGAAGGACAGAAAUGAGCAAAACUCGUACAGUAAAAGGUGUUGGUUGGGAUGUUGCUGCCAUAGGGAAUGCAAUAUGGGGAGGAGCAAAGUUAGCAGAUGUUCUUGAGCUUGUUGGAAUAUCCAAAAAUACUCCAUCCUCCCCACUAGGUGGGAAGCACAUCGAAUUCAUCAGCGUUGAUAAGUGCAAGGAGGAAAAUGGUGGGCCCUACAAGGCAUCAAUACCCUUAAGGCAGGCCACAAAUCCUGAAGCUGAUGUUUUACUUGCAUAUGAAAUGAAUGGAGAGACCCUUAAUCGUGAUCAUGGAUAUCCAUUGCGGGUGAUUGUUCCUGGUGUGAUUGGUGCACGUUCUGUAAAAUGGUUGGACAAAAUCAACAUAAUUGAAGAAGAAUGCCAGGGAUUUUUUAUGCAAAAGGAUUACAAGAUGUUUCCACCUUCAGUUAAUUGGGACAAUAUUAAUUGGUUUACUAGGAAGGCACAAAUGGACUUUCCAGUGCAGAGUGCAAUAUGCUCUUUAGAGGAUGUGGAUGUUGUUAAACCAGGAAAAGUUACGGUCGCUGGAUAUGCUGUAACUGGUGGUGGUCGGGGAAUCGAGAGAGUAGAUAUAUCUGUUGAUUGGGGUAAGACAUGGUUUGAAGCUCAGAGAUAUCAGAGAGGCAAUAUACCACACCAAUCUGAUGAUUUGAACACUGAUAAGUGGGCAUGGGUUCUAUUUAAGGCUGUUGUUGAUGUUCCAGAAAAUACUGUGAUUAUUGCUAAGGCGGUCGACACUGCUUCAAAUGUACAACCAGAAAAUGUAGAGGUCGUGUGGAAUCUAAGAGGUAUUUUGAACACCUCAUGGCACAAGGUCCAAGUGCGGCGAGCCUCACAAGUGGUGAUAUCCAAUCUGUGAAGAUGAACGAGUAUAACAUGACACCCUUCAUC
Messenger RNA from Zingiber officinale, 1223 nucleotides. Its product is annotated as sulfite oxidase-like. NCBI's taxonomy places the organism in Eukaryota, Viridiplantae, Streptophyta, Magnoliopsida, Zingiberales, Zingiberaceae. The record is from RefSeq and is a predicted model, not a curated record. The coding region runs from base 1 to 1191 and encodes 396 amino acids. The transcript is spliced from 12 exons. Gene Ontology annotation, cellular component: mitochondrion. Gene Ontology annotation, molecular function: molybdenum ion binding; oxidoreductase activity; molybdopterin cofactor binding.